AUGGAGGAAGUCGACGAGGCGACGGAGUUGUUGGUGGCGGUGGAAGCGAGUGUGGCGCGAGCACGAGUCAAGGAGCGAGCUUUGGACGGGGAGCUGGGCUUUGUACGGCUGCUGCGAUCGACAGGCAUCGAUGAGACCGUUCAGAGACGCUCAGAAAGCCAGGCGAAUUGGCUCGAGUGGGCUGGACUAACGAGCGAGGCGGUCGACAGGCAUCAGGAUGUGUGGGAUUUCGGACAGAUCGAGUGCCAAGUGAUGGAAUCGAGUCGAGUCGAGUCGAGUACAGUUCGAUGGUAUGCAGAUACGCUGAAGCGUCAAGGGAGUCCAGAUGGUGAUGACGGCGAACGGCGAGAGGCAAACGGCUUAAACAAGUUGCGUGGUUGGGAUGAGCCGAUGCAGAGGCGUCGGUUGGUGGGUGAGCGCGGUGUUGCGGUCGAUGGUGAUGAAGAUGAAAGGGGAACGAUGCAAGAGCGCUGA
Molecule: messenger RNA, 474 nt
Organism: Pseudozyma hubeiensis SY62
Lineage: Eukaryota; Fungi; Basidiomycota; Ustilaginomycetes; Ustilaginales; Ustilaginaceae
Exons: 2
Coding region: 1-474 (157 amino acids)
Source: RefSeq, a predicted model, not a curated record